AUGGCGGGGUCAACGUUACAGAUCUCGAAGCCCAUGAGCAUCAAAGAAAUCUCCGCCAAAGCCUCAGACUUUGAAUUUAAUCCUACCAUCGCACUGAAAUAUUGGUUAAGGACAGCCGAUACACUUUUGAGGGAGGCGCAUAUUUACCAAGCAGAAGGCAAUGAUCAACAAGCCUACCUUUUAUUCAUGCGAUAUGCUGCUUUAGUUGCAGAAAAGCUACCAGGACAUCCAUCUGCGAAAGACUUGGAAACUAAAAGUGGCUUGAGGGCUGUUCAGAAAAUUCUCCCAGUUGUGUUGGAUGAACUAGAGGGGUUAAAACCCAAGAUAAACACGCGCUACAAUAACUGGCAGAGGGCUCUGGAAAGAAGGAAAGAAUUUCCUGCAGCGCGAGAAAACGAUAUAUCACGACCCUCAUCUCGAGCAGAUCUGGCGGCUUCUGAUCCCGCGAUUGCUGGAAAUACAGCUACAUUAGCUGCUGCGGAAAAUGGCGAAUUGGCCGUGAAGUUAGCACACAAAGAGAUUAGAAGGAGAGAUGCCGCACGACGUGCUACUCGACAAGCAGGUGUGAGUGAGGAGGAGGAGCAGGAAAGACGGACCGCCGGGCUAUGGGAUGAUUGGGAAGCGGCCUUAUCCAACUCUGGUCGUCACAAUGAGGACGAUAACAUGCGCCGAAAUAUGGAAGCCACAAGGAGAAGGUUGGAUGGUUCACAUGAUAUUGUGCCGGAUGGAGGGAGGAAGAGAUCUGCGAAGCUCUCUACCCGACCUGCACGAUAUGCGCAAACAGCGGCUAGGAAUGGUAGCAGCGAAUACCGAUAUCCAUCGAUCUCUAAGUCUCAACCUCUCAUUAUUGAUGACUCAAAAAUAUCCUCACUUCCUGGUCGUCUUCCUCCGAAGCCACCAAAGGAAUCAUUUGAGCCACCCCCGUACGAAAACCCUCCGCUAAUACCUGAAAAACAAUCCUUGGAUAUGCGAGAGAGCCCAUCAUCCGAUAUAGUUGAUCAAGAUCCAAAGUUCACUUUCCGACCCUCAGCAUAUCUCGAAAAUGGAAAACCACUUAGAACAGUCUUUCUUCCACCGACACUGCGACAACAAUUUCUGGCCUGCGCAGCCUCAAAUACACGUUCGAAUCUUGAAACUUGCGGAAUGUUAUGCGGAACCUUAAUAUCAAAUGCUCUCUUCGUGUCUCGACUCGUUAUCCCAGAACAGAAGAGUACCAGCGAUACGUGUGAAACUACCAAUGAGGGUGCUUUCUUUGAUUACUGCGCAUCUGAAGACUUAAUGGUUUUAGGAUGGAUACAUACCCAUCCUACACAAAGUUGUUUCAUGAGUAGUCGAGAUUUACAUACACAUUCUGGGUAUCAAAUUAUGAUGCCUGAAAGUAUUGCAAUUGUUUGCGCACCGAGUAAAAGUCCUUCGUGGGGAGUUUUCCGUCUAACUGACCCUCCAGGUAUGCCGGCUGUUCUAAAUUGUAAACAGACCGGACUUUUCCAUCCUCACGAGGAAAGAAACAUCUACACAGAUGCUCUGCGGCCUGGCCAUGUAUUCGAAGCAGAAGGGUUAGAAUUUCAAGUUGUUGACCAGAGACCAAAUCGAUAA
Sclerotinia borealis F-4128 is the source of this 1596-nucleotide messenger RNA. Lineage: Eukaryota; Fungi; Ascomycota; Leotiomycetes; Helotiales; Sclerotiniaceae. The record is from the annotation of a GenBank genome assembly.